This is a messenger RNA of Cladophialophora bantiana CBS 173.52, 1491 nucleotides long. RefSeq lists its product as uncharacterized. Gene Ontology annotation, molecular function: protein dimerization activity; linear primary-alkylsulfatase activity. The transcript is spliced from 2 exons. The record is from RefSeq and is a predicted model, not a curated record. Gene Ontology annotation, biological process: dodecyl sulfate metabolic process. NCBI's taxonomy places the organism in Eukaryota, Fungi, Ascomycota, Eurotiomycetes, Chaetothyriales, Herpotrichiellaceae. The coding region runs from base 1 to 1491 and encodes 496 amino acids.
AUGACGAUCGUGGAAGGUCAGACUGGAGUUAUUGUUAUUGAUCCUCUUAUUUCGGUGGAAUGUGCACAAGCAGCGCUGAACCUCUACCAAAGCCAUCGAGGUGCCAGGAAAGUCACUGGAUUGAUCUAUUCACACUCUCAUGUGGAUCAUUUUGGUGGUGCUCAAGGUGUUCUACUUGACCAUUCGUCAGCAAAUGUGCCCAUUCUUGCUCCCGAAGGCUUCAUGGACGCUGCCCUAAAUGAAAACAUUUUCGCAGGACCAUCAAUGCGCAGACGGGCUGCUUUCAUGUACGGAAACAAGAUCCCAAAAGGGCCAACAGGUCAGAUCGGAUGUGGACUUGGUAUGACAACUUCAGCUGGAACUAUUUCUAUGGUCCCACCCACUGUUUUGGUCAAGAUCACCGGUGAAGAACAUGUCGUCGACGGAGUCAGAAUCGUGUUUCAGGCAGUGCCGGAGACGGAAGCCCCAGCGGAAAUGAAUUUUUACUUUCCGGACCACGGGCCCUAUAUAUUGCAGAUCUGGUCACGAUAUCUGGACGAGACUAUCGUCCUCUUUGGUGAGAUUUCAGAUGUCCUAUUUGCCGGCCACAACUGGCCGACUUGGGGCUCGGCCAAGAUCAUCAAGCUGGUCUCAGAACAACGAGACCUGUAUGGAUAUAUGCACGACCAAACUGUGCGACUGAUGAAUGCUGGUUUGACAGGUAUUGAGAUCGCGGAAAUCAUGACAUUGCCACCCGCAUUGCAGCAGGCUUGGCACGCUCAGGGCUACUAUGGAUCGCUGAGCCACAACAUCAAGGGUAUCUAUCAAAAGUACAUAACCUGGUUUAAUGGGAAUCCGGCACAUCUGUGGCAAUAUCCUCCUGCCGAGGAAGGAAAGCGUUAUCUGUCUUGCAUGGGUGGCGUCGAUGAAGUUGUCAAAAAGGCCGAGACCUUUGCGAAAGAAGGUGAUCUCCGCUUUGCGACGACGCUGCUUGGUCACACCGUUGCCGCAGAGCCUGCCCACGGAAAGGCAAGGGCCGCUCUUGCAUUGGUAUUUGAAAAGCUCGGAUUCGGUGCAGAAAAUGCCACCUGGCGUAAUGUCUAUCUCACCUCGGCCCAGGAACUGCGAUCUGGCCGGAACACUGAAAGAAGUCUUACUGCCAUGGAUGAAGUGAAUCCAGGACUGUCUGUCGAGCAAUGGCUAGCGGGGCUCUCUGUUCGAAUUGACGGGCCUAGAGCCGCGCGACAAAAUUUUGCGUUCGGCUUACAUGUCGUCGAUACAGGAGAAAAGUGGAAGUUGAUCAUGAGCAAUGGUGCUCUGACGUAUCGAAGGCAGCCCGGGAAUGCCAGUGACGUCGACUUGACAUUGAAGAAAGCAGAGCUUCGGCAAAUGUUGGAGAGUAACCUGAAGCUCCCCCCUGUUCAAUCACGAGGCGACCUAGGUUUGAUGAGGCUCCUUUUGUCCCUUGUCUCGGGCGCAGACUCGAAUGAAGCGCGAAACAGUCAUAUAUAG